This is a messenger RNA of Suncus etruscus (white-toothed pygmy shrew), 878 nucleotides long. RefSeq names its product chromosome 5 C2orf88 homolog (gene AKAP19). Lineage: Eukaryota; Metazoa; Chordata; Mammalia; Eulipotyphla; Soricidae. Bases 154 to 438 code for a protein of 94 amino acids. The record is from RefSeq and is a predicted model, not a curated record. The transcript has a single exon. Gene Ontology annotation, molecular function: protein kinase A regulatory subunit binding.
CAGCUAAACGCUAUCUGUGGAGAGUGGUGAGAGGAACCUUUCUGAAGCAGCCUGGAGAGGGAACACGCUAGUCAACAUUGCAUGGACACUUGGGUUUUUCCAAAGAUGCUGCUGAAAUAGUCUUUGCUGUUGGUUCCUUUCAGUCAUCAGACCAUGGGCUGCAUGAAAUCAAAGCAGACUUUCCUGAUUCCCAAAAUACUUGAGAGUGAGAAGCAGAAUGCAAGUAAAGAAAGCUUUAUAUUGGAUGACAAAUUUCUCUCCAAGAAGCCUUUUCCAGUUUGUGUCAAAGAAGAAGUGAAUGAACCCUCAAAGGCCAAUGCGAUCACCAAUUUUGCACAACACCUGUCCCAAAAAAUCGUAAGCGAAGCCAUGCAACAGUGGGCAAGCAACAACAUCAAGUACCAGGACAUCCCAUACAUUGAGAGUGACGGGCAGUAAUGAUGGAAGAGGUUGGCAGUCUCUUGGCCUGUAAAUACAGUUGGUGCUAAUUUCCACAGAGAAAUGAAAGCCCAAACUGGUGUGAAUAAAUGCAAGUAACUUAAUCUGUUCAAAGUAAUUUUGUAUUAUAAUAAUUUCUAUCCGCUUAGUCUCAAAUUUUGGUCUUUCAAAAGGCUAAGCGUAGGUUCUUUAGCAACAUAGGAGUUAGCUGUAUGUCUCACUGAGGAAGUAUUAGUAUUACCAAAGAAUUAAUAUUACCAAAAAAUUUAAAGAGAGCUUAAAUGAUAAUACAGCAGCAGGUAAGGUACUUACUUGCCUUGCAUAUAACUAAUCUGGAUUCAAUCGUCAGCAUCCCAUAUGGUCCCCCAAGCACUACCAGGAGUAAUGCCUAAGCAUCUGGGUGUGGCUCAGAAAACACACAAAAUAAAAAAUUAAAGAGC